UUUAUUUUUUUCUUUCUUUCUUUCUUUCGUUUUUCUUUUCUUUUAUUUACUUUAGAAUAGUAUGGCUAGCCCUGACUUUAGUAGUCCUUUACGCAAAUACAAACUUGUCUUUCUUGGAGAACAAAGUGUUGGUAAAACUUCCUUAAUCACUCGUUUUAUGUAUGACACCUUUGACAACGCCUAUCAGGCUACUAUUGGUAUCGAUUUUUUAUCAAAGACAAUGUAUUUAUCCGAUAGAACAGUGCGAUUACAAAUAUGGGACACUGCUGGUCAAGAACGAUUCCGUAGUUUGAUUCCAAGCUAUAUUAGGGAUUCCUCUGUUGCUGUCAUUGUUUAUGAUAUCUCUAAUCGCGACUCUUUUAUGAACACCAGUAAAUGGAUUGAUGAUGUACGUGCUGAAAGAGGUAGUGAGGCUAUUGUAGUCCUAGUAGGCAACAAGACCGAUCUGAAUGAAAAAAGGGAAGUGACAACAGAUGAAGGAGAAAAACGUGCAAAGGAAUUGAAUGUCAUGUUCACCGAAACAAGUGCAAAGGCUGGUCAAAAUGUAAAGAAUCUCUUUAGAAGAAUUGCUCAAGCUUUACCUGGCAUUGAUGGAAAUUCUCCUGAAAAAGAUCAAAUGCAAAAAAUCAAUCUUACCAAUAGCGGAACGGAAGCCAGCGGAUGUGCUUGUUAGAUCAUCUUUCAUUAUUCGUCAUGCUUAUUAUUUGACCAAUGUUGAUGAUCGUCAGCUCACGAUUCUUAUUUUUUUUUUCCUUUCUCUUUAUACUACAAUAUUUCCCCCCCCCCUCUUCUUUAUAUAUAUAUAUAUCUAUCUAUCUAUUUAUCUAGUGCUUUUUUUUUAUAUAAAUGUUAUUUACAUACCUGAUAUCCCCGCCUACUUUUUUUUUAUACAUAUGUUGUCAUUUUAUCCUUUUUAUUUUAUAACCUCGCCAAUAAAGAAUUUAUUUUCACCUCCUUGUUGACUAUUUGAUCAACAUGACA
Halteromyces radiatus is the source of this 981-nucleotide messenger RNA. Its product is annotated as ras family-domain-containing protein. The transcript is spliced from 9 exons. Bases 62 to 673 code for a protein of 203 amino acids. The record is from RefSeq and is a predicted model, not a curated record. NCBI's taxonomy places the organism in Eukaryota, Fungi, Mucoromycota, Mucoromycetes, Mucorales, Cunninghamellaceae. Gene Ontology annotation, molecular function: GTP binding; GTPase activity.